Molecule: messenger RNA, 1980 nt
Organism: Menidia menidia (Atlantic silverside)
Lineage: Eukaryota; Metazoa; Chordata; Actinopteri; Atheriniformes; Atherinopsidae
Source: the annotation of a GenBank genome assembly
AAAAAAGAUCCACUCCACGCAGUGUGUCAACAAAAACACGACAGAGAGAAAUGUAAAGACCUUUAACUGAGGCUGUGCUGGAGUAGACAACUGUGACCGGGAAAGAUGGCGUGGACGCGAACUCGCAUGUUCCUCGCCUUGUUUUUGCUGGGGAUUUUCCUCUUCGGCGUCUCGGUGGAAGGAGAGCCUGAGAGGGUGCAACAGGAGGAGGAGGAGAUGUCCUGUCAGGGCGCGUUCGACCUCUACUUUGUUCUGGACAAGUCUGGAAGUGUGAAGAAUCACUGGAAGGAGAUCUACUACUUUGUGAGGCAGCUGGCCGAAAAGUUUAUCAGCCCCAUGCUGAGAAUGUCCUUUAUAGUCUUCUCCACAAGAGGAAAUAUCAUCAUGAAACUGACUGAGAACAGGGAUGCCAUCACCAAAGGCUUAAGGGCUCUGGACCAAGUGAUCCCAGGAGGAGACACAUGGAUGAACCUAGGCCUGGAGAUGGCUAAUUCGCAGAUACGUAACGAGAACCAUGGGACCGCCAGUGUUAUUAUUGCCCUCACUGAUGGAGAACUGAACGAGUGGCAGUUUGACACAGCACAGCGAGAGGCACAGGUGGCCAGGUCUCUGGGAGCCAUUGUUUACUGCGUCGGGGUCAAAGAAUUUAACCAAACCCAGCUCGCAACUAUUGCAGACAGUAUGGAUCAUGUAUUUCCUGUUUGGGGAGGCUUCCAAGCCCUCAGAGGAAUUAUUGACUCGAUCAUUAAAAAGUCUUGCAUUGAGAUCCUGGCAGCAGAGCCGUCCAGCGUCUGUGCAGGAGAGAGUUUCCAAGUGGUUGUCAGAGGCAAUGGUUUUCUCCAUGCUAGAAAUAUUAACCAGGUCCUCUGCAGCUUCAAACUGAAUGAAACACAUACAGUAGAUGAAAGGCCAGCUGGAAUCGAGGAUACCUACCUACUGUGUCCUGCCCCAGUCGUAGAGGAAGUGGGGAGGGUCAUCUACCUGCAGGUGAGCAUGAACGAAGGCCUCUCCUACAUCACAAGUUCAGUUCACAUCACCACCACCGAAUGUUUCGAUGGCACCCUGGUGCUAAUAUCGUUGCUGGUGGUGUUCCUGCUGCUGGCGCUGCUCCUGAUGUGGUGGUUCUGGCCCCUCUGCUGCACUGUGGUGAUCAAAGAACCUCCCCCACCUCCACCUCCAGAACCGGAAUCGGAUGAUGAGGAUGGAAUGCCGAAGAAGAGGUGGCCUACGGUGGAUGCUUCUUAUUAUGGAGGAAGAGGAGUGGGUGGCAUCAAACGCAUGGAGGUGCGCUGGGGGGAGAAAGGGUCCACUGAGGAAGGCGCUAAACUAGACAAGCCUAAAAAUGCAGUUGUGAAGAUGCCGGAGCAGGAAUUUGAACCUUAUGAACCCAAGCCUCGAAAACCUCGCCGCAGUGCCCCACAGCAGAAGACGUGGUACUCACCCAUUCUGGGGAAGCUAGAUGCCCUGUGGGCUCUGUUCAGGAGAGGUUACGACCAGGUUUCUCUGAUGAGACCACAGCCCGGAGACCAGGGUCGCUGCAUUAGUUUCCAGCGGGUGAAAAAUGGAGAGUCCACCCCAAACCGCCAGACCCCCACUCGCACGCCUCACUCUGCCUCAGCUCCUCCUCCUCCUCCUCCACCAGCUGAAGAGCAGCCCCUGGUCUCCAACUCUGUCCCCCGGACGAAGCCUCCAUCCAGGGGCCCCCGCACAGCGCUACCCCCCAUCGCCGCCCCCCCGUCGCAUCCACCACCUCCCGUGGCCCGGGUCCCCCCCUGUCCCCCCCCAGCCCGCGCACCCCCAGGGCCGCCAGGACCCCCGCCAUCUCGUCCCCCACCCAGACUGUAACGGUGACGAGAGGCCAGCCUGUCCGCUUGUUUCAUUAAGCAAAGAGUGUUUCGCUUUCAGAGCACAAACGUCUUCCAGGCCAGGAGCUCUGAGCCUUGUUGCUGGACAGCAAAGAAAAAGAAAAAAAAGAGAAAA